ACCCCUGUUCUAUCCGACGACCCCCACCCCCCUCCUCUCCCUCCACCGUGAGACCAUUAACCGCAUCAAGCCAUAACGAAACAGCGGGAGAAAACAGGAAAAGAGGGGGCAAGGAAACAUGGCGCUCAUUCCGUCGCAGGUGCUGAGGGUUGCCAUCCUUCUGUCAUAUUUCUCCAUCCUCUGCAACUACAAGGCUAUUGACAUGCCUGCUCAUCAAACGUAUGGCGGGAGCUGGAAGUUUCUAACGUUCAUUGACCUGGUGAUCCAGGCUGUGUUCUUUGGUGUCUGUGUGCUGACCGACCUGUCCAGCCUGCUCACUAAAGGCAGUGAAAGCCAGGAGCAGGAGAGACAACUCCGCAAGCUGAUUGGCCUACGAGACUGGAUGAUGUCCGUGCUGGCCUUCCCCGUCGGGGUGUUUGUGGUGACCAUGUUCUGGGCGCUGUACCUGUAUGACAGAGACCUGGUGUAUCCCAGACUUCUGGACAGCUUCAUACCCCAGUGGUUGAACCAUGGCAUGCACACCACGGUUCUGCCCUUUAUCAUCAUCCAGAUGAGGACCACACACCACCAGUAUCCCAGCAGGCCUAGCGGCUUGGCAGCCGUGUGCACCUUCGCAGUAGGAUACGUUCUAUGGAUGUGCUGGGUGCACCAUGUGACGGGGGUGUGGGUGUACCCCCUGCUGGAGUACAUUGGCCCCCUGGCCAGGGUGCUGUUCUUCUCCUGCCUCACGCUCCUCCUCUGCCUUUACUACAUCCUGGGGGACAUCCUCAACACCUACAUCUGGGACCCCUCCAGCAGAGGUUUUCUGGACUCAGCCAAAGCAAAAGCAGAUUGAGGGCGGCCCGUUAGGCAGUGGAACCCAUCGCAGAUGCCCCCCUCCCUCCCCCCCUGUCAUCUCUCCCACCCCCGUACAAACACUGUCGUCGAGGAAAACCGGACGGAACAUUUUUUGGUGUCCUCUGUUUUCCCCGCUCUCUGCUGGUCCCUCCCAGCAGUGGCGGUCUGGUCUUCAUCACAGAGGAGGAAGAGGAGGUCACUGCGAGAAAGUGUUGCAUCAUGACAUCAUCGUUUUCGUCCGGCAUUAGUUUAUAAUCGCCUUGUCUUUCAGCACUGAGGCUACGAUAUUGGGUAUCUGUAUUUAACCUCAUUAACCUUCUGCCAGGGGUACGAUGCCUAUCUGAACAUGCUCAGAGAUAUUGAGGAGUUAACCAGGAUUACACCUCUUUUUGAGUUCGAGCUUAGCCUGGCUGCUGUUCUCCCUAUGUGCUUUAGGCCACUCAUAUACCAUUGGUUAGCUAGAGUACAGUAGAUUAAAGAAUAAAACAUAGUAGAGUAGAAAUUGGUGGAAUAGAAUAAAGUAGAGUAAAAUAGAAAUAAAGCACACAGCAACAGAUGUAGAACCAAGCUAGGUGUCUGCUACCAGAAUUGGUGACUGGUACUAGUGAUACCAGUCUGGUCUUAUGGUACCAGUGAUAUCAGUGGAAUCUUGUGGUACCAAUUAUACUAGUGUGGUCUUGUGGCACCAGUGAUACCAGUGUGGUGAUUGGUACCAAUCUGGUCUUGUGGUACCAGUGACACCAGCCUAGUUCCAUAAUGUUUCGCUCCAGGUAGGUCUGACUUGCUGCUCUUUCUCCUCCUCUGUGCUCCCAGCAGGGAACUCAACUGUAUGUAUGCUCUUCCAAUAAAAGGUGUUAUGUAGG
This is a messenger RNA of Osmerus eperlanus (European smelt), 1700 nucleotides long. RefSeq names its product androgen-induced 1 (H. sapiens) (gene aig1). The transcript is spliced from 6 exons. Bases 119 to 835 code for a protein of 238 amino acids. NCBI's taxonomy places the organism in Eukaryota, Metazoa, Chordata, Actinopteri, Osmeriformes, Osmeridae. Gene Ontology annotation, cellular component: endomembrane system; membrane. The record is from RefSeq and is a predicted model, not a curated record.